GGCGGCGCCUGCGCAGAAGGGUCACGUGGUGGCUGGCCGGGGAAAUGGCGGCUUCAGGAGAGAGCGGGACUUCGGGCGGCGGAGGCAGCACAGAGGAAGCAUUUAUGACCUUCUACAGUGAGGUGAAACAAAUAGAGAAGAGAGACUCGGUUCUAACAUCCAAAAAUCAGAUUGAAAGACUGACCCGUCCUGGUUCCUCUUACUUCAAUUUGAACCCAUUUGAGGUUCUUCAGAUCGAUCCUGAAGUUACAGAUGAAGAAAUAAAAAAGAGGUUUCGGCAGUUAUCCAUAUUGGUGCAUCCUGACAAAAAUCAAGAUGAUGCUGACAGAGCACAAAAGGCUUUUGAAGCUGUGGACAAAGCUUACAAGUUGCUACUGGAUCAGGAGCAAAAGAAGAGGGCCCUGGAUGUAAUUCAGGCAGGAAAAGAAUACGUGGAACACACUGUGAAAGAGCGAAAAAAACAAUUAAAGAAGGAAGGAAAACCUACGAUUGUAGAGGAGGAUGAUCCUGAGCUGUUCAAACAAGCUGUAUAUAAACAGACAAUGAAACUCUUUGCCGAGCUGGAAAUUAAAAGGAAAGAGAGAGAAGCCAAAGAGAUGCAUGAAAGGAAACGACAAAGGGAGGAAGAGAUCGAAGCUCAAGAAAAAGCCAAACGAGAAAGAGAGUGGCAGAAAAACUUUGAGGAAAGUCGAGAUGGUCGUGUAGACAGCUGGCGAAAUUUCCAAGCCAAUACAAAGGGGAAGAAAGAGAAGAAAAAUCGGACCUUCCUGAGACCACCAAAAGUAAAAAUGGAGCAGCGUGAGUGACCGCCCAGGGUCACAGGCACAGAACCUUCCCCCUGCUGUCUCCCUUCCUGCUUUGAAGGACUCAUUCUUUCCUCCCACUUCCGCCCCAACAUAGAGUAGUAUUUGCUUUUUAGUCCAUUUUGUUUUCAAUACAAUUUAAUAUCGAUCAGAGUAAUUCUUUUGUACAUUGAAAUGAGGGGCUUGGUUUAAAAAGAAGACCUUCCCCUCUCCCUGCCCCUAGAACCACCAGGAUUGGAAGGUGCCACCACUGGUGCUGCCUUCUCUUCUCACAGCCUGUAACUUAAUGUUUUGUACUUCACUGAAUUGUGAUGGUUAGAAACUUCGUGGAUAGUUUGUGGAAAUCAUCCAAUUAAACAUAUUGCUUAAAAUGGUGUUGCUGUGACUGCAGAGACAGGCCUGGGGUAUCUUAGGAAGCCCCUUCGCUUCAGUUGCUAGCUUUUGGGUGUGCUCCCUUUGAAGCCCCAGAUGAGACAGGGAACACUUGUGGACACUCAGAGCAGGCACCUGCUGCCCUGGUGCCCUGUGGCGUUUGGCAUGUGCCCUCCCGUCUACUGACCAAUCAGCGUGGCAUAAGGCCCACGCCACCCAAACCUUUCACUUUCCAAAGAGCUAGCUGUCCUCCAUCCAGUACCAUGGUGUCAUAGCUUGUCUGCAUUUGUUAGUGGUAAUGUUCUUUAUGUAUAAUAAAUUUUUAUACCCAAACUA
Sapajus apella (tufted capuchin) is the source of this 1511-nucleotide messenger RNA. It is a transcript of the gene DNAJC8, whose product is annotated as DnaJ heat shock protein family (Hsp40) member C8. The record is from RefSeq and is a predicted model, not a curated record. Lineage: Eukaryota; Metazoa; Chordata; Mammalia; Primates; Cebidae. The transcript is spliced from 9 exons. The coding region runs from base 45 to 806 and encodes 253 amino acids. Gene Ontology annotation, cellular component: nucleus.